Molecule: messenger RNA, 1455 nt
Organism: Penicillium pulvis
Lineage: Eukaryota; Fungi; Ascomycota; Eurotiomycetes; Eurotiales; Aspergillaceae
Exons: 1
Coding region: 1-1455 (484 amino acids)
Source: RefSeq, a predicted model, not a curated record
AUGAUUUAUCUACCAAAUGGCUUACCUGGCGAGGCCCUCUCCUUUAUCGUCAAUAUCAUCCUCACCCAAUGUCUGGAAGGCUUAGCGUAUGUCCAUUCAAUAUCUCUUCGCUGGGCCCUUCUCAAGGAGAAUCGACUCGUAUUCAACACCAACAUUCGCUUGAUCACUAGCUCAAGUAUCUCGAGGCCUAAUAGCUGGUACAUCAACUCCAUCUCGGCGAUGCUUCUGAUUCUUGCCUAUGGGGCUACUUCAACGCUUGUCAUGCCCCGAUUUAACUUAGAUAUGGGCACAUCUUACGAGUCGCACUUGAACGUGAUCGCCUUGCUGGCACUUGGACUCGCUCUGUUCGGUCAAACCCUGCUCGCCGCCUGGUGCUUUUAUGACAAUCUUCGCGAUAUUCCCUCGUGGAGCUCAAACCCACUGAACACUACAAUCACCAUGAUGAACCAACAGUCUUUACAACACAGAGAAGGCCGCUGUAUAGACUCGGUUCAGGUCCGAGACACGUCACAGGCAAGACCAAUGCUGCCACAUACGAAACAGCCGAGUCAAUGGCAAAUCAGCACUUCCGCAAGGCACGCUAUGAUUUUCAUCUGGGCACUGACUGGACUUUCUAUCGUCUGGUUCUUGACAAUCGUCCUCGUCGCACGCUCCAACAUGAUAGGUAUAAUUCAUGAAGUCCACCCUCCGGCCAAUUCGACAUGGCCGUCGACGUGGCAUUUUUCAUUGGCUUGGAAUCCUUCUGCAAACCUCAUUGUGAGGAUGAUAUCCAUGACCACCUACUUCAAUGCGGUUUUCUUCAGUCUGGAUUAUAUCGAGCAGAUGUCCUUCGUUCCUGCACUUAUCGUCAGUCUUCUGUUUUUUUGCGUAAUCCAAGGGUUGCAAACUCUUGGGCUCCACUGUGCAGAACUCAUCGUCAAUCUAUCCCGAGAUGAAGAUGUAUGGAGAGAUCUAAACGCUCAAGGCAACCCUGGCCGCACAAACAAUGUCCUCUCGACCCCUCCCUUCCUAGCUGCCCUGAGGAGCUGGAAGUACGGCAUGCUCCUAAUCUUUAAAUCUCUGCUGCAUUGGCUGCUCGGUCAAUCCCUCCAGUCUUCCUUCACUCCAACUUCUGAAGCAGAGAGGGUUUGGUUCACCAUGAACUACGCUCGUCUGUUCGUUUACGUUAUCUGCGCCACUGCAUUUGCGUCUGCUCUUAUGUUUCUUACGCUCAAGAAGCCGAAAGGCCCCCAGCCGGCAACGUACGGUCAUAUACAAACUCUUGCAGAUGUUGUUGACGACUGGACCUUGGAUAAAAAUGGUCAGUUUUGGUGGGGAGACAAAGGCUGUAGGGGGGAAGUUCGGCACGCUGGGAUGAGUUCUCGGAAGGAAGAUCUGGGACCGAUACAUAUGAAUGCUCGCUAUGCUGGUGAGGUGAGUAGCAGAUGCCUUUAUUUUCGGAAGGCAGAGUGCUAG